This is a messenger RNA of Penaeus monodon (black tiger shrimp), 1018 nucleotides long. RefSeq names its product protein mono-ADP-ribosyltransferase PARP3-like. The record is from RefSeq and is a predicted model, not a curated record. Lineage: Eukaryota; Metazoa; Arthropoda; Malacostraca; Decapoda; Penaeidae. Gene Ontology annotation, molecular function: NAD+ poly-ADP-ribosyltransferase activity. Gene Ontology annotation, cellular component: site of double-strand break.
UCUUCCUCAGAAUUUAAGACUCUCAAAGAAUAUGCAACAGCUUGUCCUCAAACAAGAAAAGGGCCUCUUCUUGACAUUUGGCGCGUUGACCGAAAAGGAGAAAAAGAGAGGUUCGCCCUCCAUGACGACAUCCAGCACCGGAAGUUGCUGUGGCACGGCACCAACGUGGCGGUGGUGGCGGCGAUCCUCAAGGCCGGGCUGAGGAUCAUGCCCCACUCGGGCGGGUUGGUGGGCAAGGGCAUCUACUUCGCGUCGGAACAUGCCAAGAGCUCCUGGUAUGUUGGAUGUAAUUACGGGGUCUUCGAAGGUGAGAAUAACGUAGGCUUCAUGUUCCUGGUCGAGGUUGCUUUAGGGAGAGAGAGCAGCAUCACACAGUGUAACAGCAGCUUAACAAAGGCUCCCAACGGCUACGACAGCGUGGUGGCGAGAGGGACAUGCGAACCAGACCCGAAGAAGAACAAGAAACUAGUCUUCGACGGGAAGGACGUCAUAGUGCCUCUGGGGAAGCCUGUUUCUCAGAAGGAGUGGUCCCACAGUGGCUUCGGGCAGAGCGAGUAUCUUGUGUACAAAGAGAGUCAGGCUCGCAUCAGAUACGUCCUCAAAUUCUCCUUUCAGUAGUCUAGUUCCCUUGAGGGUCACUACGUUUUAUUCUCAGCAGAUAGAUUUAGAAAUUGAUAGACAGUCCGGAGGAAAAAACUUUCCAGCUGUUGCAUAGAUAUUAUAGAGCACAAUAAUGUUAUUAUGGAGGCUUUUUCAGCUAUGUGUGAAGAAUUGGGAAAUCGGUCUCAGGAUAUUUUUAUUAUGGCGGAGUUUUAUGGUUCAAACUAUAAAGAUCAAUCGAUGAACAAUAUAAAAGUAAAACAAAUACUUUUUUGCAAUAUUUUCUUUGUCUUUUGUAAAUCAACCAUUGCAAAAUUUGUACACUUUGGCUUAUCACCUUGUAAAUGUGUUUUUUAUCACGUGAUUACUUCUGUAAUAACUUCUUUUUUUAUUUUGUUAGAUUAAAGUGUACAUUUAU